This is a messenger RNA of Phoenix dactylifera (date palm), 1357 nucleotides long. The record is from RefSeq and is a predicted model, not a curated record. Lineage: Eukaryota; Viridiplantae; Streptophyta; Magnoliopsida; Arecales; Arecaceae.
CCGGCAAAAAAAAGGCUGCCAAAUCUCGCUCUCUUUCCUUCCCCACCGUCUCCCACCCUCUCCCCACCUCGCCCUCUCAUAAAUAAAACGAGAGAAAAUAAAAGGGUAAUGCGUUCGGAGAAUAAAACCCAGAAGGAAACGAAUAAAAUAAAAAACAGCCAUAGGAAAUAUAGAGAGGGAUUGAGGAGGGGGGAUUCGAGCGCCUCUUGUUCGAUUUCUUGCCCUCCCCCGCCUCCGUCCUCUCGAUAUCGCCUUCCAGCCCUCGGAUCUCCCACCAGAGCGAUUCCGUGGUGUAACGCCUAAAAUCUUUUGCUCCGCUCUUCCCACUUUUCAGAUCCGAAAUUUGAAUCGGGUUUCGGUUUGAGCUUGAUUUUUAUCGGAGCUCGUGCGGAAUUAGCUUCAGAAAAGAGUUCGAGAUUGUAAAUUUUGGCAGCAGUUUAGAAAUAAAUGGAUACGACCUCACCGCCACCUCAUCCAGGAUAUACUGCUGCAGUUGCUUCCCCAAGCACACCCACACCUCGUCCUGAAAGGCGACCGACCCCGCCUGCUUUCUCUUCUCCAGUAACAACUAGAUUCUCUCCUCAGAGACCACCAUAUGAGCAGCCCCCUCUGUCUUCAUCCAGAACACCGAGCUCGCUGUCAUCUGGAGAUGGAGCUCAGACUGGUAGCAGUCCUGUUCCCCAGUUCAGUAAUCCUCCCGGCCCGCCCAUCUUCACUUCACCACUACGUCCAGCAGCUGUGCCUUUCCGGACAUCACCGGCAACUCCACAGCCAGUGCCUUUCUCUUCAGGCUCUUCUUUGCCCACAUCGUCUCCACCGCUUUAUUCUAAUGGAUCCUAUGAGUUGCCUGUGCACCACGCUGCUGGGGUUGAUGACUCCAGUUUUGAAUCGCCAUAUGUACUCUUUUCUGCUCACAAGGUGCUGAAACACAAGAAGCUAGCAAAUGUUCCAAGUCUGGGAUUUGGAGCAUUGGUCUCGCCUGGGAGGGAGAUUGCACCUGGUCCUGAGGUAGUACAACGUGACCCACACCGUUGCCAAACCUGUGGAGCUUUUGCAAACCUUUAUUCCGAGAUUUUAAUUGGUUCGGGGCAGUGGCAAUGUGUAAUUUGUAAGAAACUAAAUAGCAGUGAUGGGGAAUAUAUAGCCUCAAGUAAGGAAGACAUUCGACACUGGCCGGAACUUUCAUCCUCAGCAAUUGAUUAUGUUCACACUGGAAAUAAACGGCCAGGUUAUACUUGUAAAGCCUACAUUUUAUCGGGCUUGGGGCACCAGUCUGACUCAUGAAAAGGGGGAGGGAGACUCCCGAUCGGGUCUUCUUCCCUGUUUCAAACCCAUCUUCCUCCUCCCGAAUCCACCG